AUGAAACCUGCCAUCAUCGCCGGUAUCUUGGGCGCCACGCUUGUCAGCGCCGAUCCUUGUUAUCACGAUGGAUCGAGAUUGACGACACAAGUAAUCAAGUACCACGCCCAACGAGCCUGUGAAGGUUACGACGGAAAGCGAGGCGCAUUCCAGGGCACAUUUGCCGUCAAGGAGGCGAAGUACGCCUGUGUCAAUUUGGAAAACAACCAAUACCUCCAGAUGUGGGUCACGAACGAGAACACCCAAUUCUCCUUCGAUCUCAACGACAAGGACUGCACGAAGGAGUUCAACAACCUCAUGAACACUUGUCAGAGCAAUGACAUCACCCAGGGAGGAGCAGUCACUGUGGCUGGCUGGAGGUUUCGCGCUGAUCCUGGAAGUGGAGGGAGGUGCUAG
Messenger RNA from Colletotrichum higginsianum IMI 349063, 396 nucleotides. RefSeq names its product Secreted protein. Bases 1 to 396 code for a protein of 131 amino acids. The record is from RefSeq and is a predicted model, not a curated record. The transcript has 2 exons. Lineage: Eukaryota; Fungi; Ascomycota; Sordariomycetes; Glomerellales; Glomerellaceae.